This is a messenger RNA of Notodromas monacha, 1789 nucleotides long. Lineage: Eukaryota; Metazoa; Arthropoda; Ostracoda; Podocopida; Cyprididae. The record is from the annotation of a GenBank genome assembly.
AUGGCUACCUUCGAUGUGGACCGAUGGAUUGAAAUGAGCAAGGAUUGUAAAUACCUCCCGGAAAAUGACCUCAAGGUUUGGCCUCGUGAUUCGAUUUUUUGCGAAGUAUUUGAUGGUUUAUUCUUCUUUAAACUGUUGCUGACGCAGAAACUUUGCGAAAUUGUCAGUGAGCUGCUCCUGGAAGAAUCAAAUGUUCAACCCGUUUCAACGCCAGUGACUGUUUGCGGAGACAUUCACGGACAAUAUUAUGAUCUGGAGAAGUUGUUCUGUACAGGAGGUCAAGUUCCUGAUACUAAUUACGUUUUCAUGGGGGAUUUCGUUGACCGAGGCUAUUAUUCGUUGGAAACCUUCACGCGAUUGUUGGCACUAAAAGCGAAGUGGCCCGACAAGAUUACUUUGCUUCGCGGCAAUCACGAAAGCCGUCAAAUAACUCAAGUUUAUGGCUUUUAUGAUGAGUGCCAAAACAAGUACGGCAACGCUAAUGCUUGGAGGUAUUGUUGUCAAGUCUUCGAUUUGCUCACCGUAGCAGCUCUAAUUGACAAUGAAGUGAUGUGUGUACAUGGUGGACUAUCGCCUGAGAUAAUUAUGAUGGACCAAGUUAGGAUGAUUAAUCGGAAUCAGGAAAUUCCGCAUAAAGGAGCUUUCUGUGACCUAGUUUGGUCAGAUCCUGAGGACGUGGAUAGUUGGAAAGUCAGUCCCCGAGGUGCUGGGUGGUUGUUCGGUCAGACUGUGACUCAUGAGUUCAUUCGCGUGAAUGGGCUCAAGUUGAUCUGCCGUGCUCACCAACUUGUUCAAGAAGGGUUUAAGUACAUGUUCGACGACACAGUCGUGACGGUGUGGUCCGCACCCAAUUACUGCUACCGUUGCGGUAACGUAGCCGCCAUCCUGGCCUUCACUGCGGGCGCCGAGAGGCCCGAGGAGAAAAUUUUCGAAGCCGUGCCGGACAGCGAGCGUGUAUUUCCGUGCGACAGACGCACGCCUUACUUUUUGUGAUCGCUGCCGAGACUAUUUCGAGCUCUAAUCAAUUUUUUCUCAACGGAAGAAAGAAAAUGAAGCCUCCACGCCCUGCUCCGCUUUCGAGAGAGAAAACGAGGCUGUGCGGGCCCGGUUGCAUUCCGCGCUCGAAAGCAUGGGGAGGAUUUAAGAGAAGUUUUAGUUCCGGAUCGUGAUUGCCGUUUAAGAACCUUGGUUCUGCUUUUAUGAUCGAACAACCGGUUUUUCCGCAUCAGUUUUUUUUUUCUUGUAUUCUGCGAAAAUCUGGUCAUCUUGCAUAAAUAUGAUGGUUUUGUUUUGGGGACCCUUCUCGUCAAUUUUUCUUCCUUAGAACUUUUCCCCUCUUUUUCGAACCUUUUGCUCACGUGUGUAACUAAAAGUAUGCUUGCGUUGUCGAAGACACGUGCUUCCUCUUGGACAUUUUGAAUGAAAUGACGUACCGUAAUGCUUUCUUGGUUGGUGACAGUGCGCCGAUCUGGUAAAUGAUCUCCUAAAGUGUUAGGACGCCGUUCGGGGGAAAAUGGUUCUUUAUUUUUUUAUUUAUUCGUAAUUUAAGUCCGAGAUCAAUUGGCUCUUUUCAAAAAUUUAUUCCGGAAAAGCUGUGUGCGGGGUAUUCUGUCACGAACUUCCGGUGGAAGCGCAAUAUAGAUAAAUGCUUGUCCCUAUUGAUUGUUUGCGUUAAUCUUGAGAUCCGUGUACGGCUACUGGAGCGAGCCAAAAAGGUUUAAUUGUUAAAUCUCUUGUAUUCGCCGCUGGUGUGAUUAUGGAAGUGCAUUCCGAACAAAUUUGCGAUGGA